Molecule: messenger RNA, 951 nt
Organism: Echinococcus granulosus
Lineage: Eukaryota; Metazoa; Platyhelminthes; Cestoda; Cyclophyllidea; Taeniidae
Exons: 3
Coding region: 1-951 (316 amino acids)
Source: RefSeq, a predicted model, not a curated record
AUGGGAGUAUUCGCUUUCGGCGUCAUUAAUGCUUACAUGCUUCGUAGACAAAAUCAUCGGUUGGCAGCAGACGCAGUAGCACAUACGGGAGAACAAGGGCCAGAAAUCGUGGAACAAUCAGAUGUUCGGCAGAGUACAAGCGCCACAGAAUCCUCCAAUGUUAUUUGCCAGAUCAAUCAAAAGGAAGAAGGAGAGGGAUUAGAAGCAACUGAUGAGACUCCAACAAGGAGUGCAGGUACAGAAGAUCUAAUGAAGAGGAGUGCCAGUCAGGAGCCGGGAAGAUCCCCCUCUACUACUUCUCAUAAUAGCCAAGGGAUUAGCAGAGCGCGUCGAAAGAGUAGCUCUCUUUCCAGCAGCUUUCGAAGAUUUUUUCGCAAUCGCAGUACCUCUAAAAUACGUGACUCUUUUUCCCCCACCUCUUCAAAUUCCAAAUCUACCAAAAUGAAUCAACGCAACUGUCCUCGCUUGUGCAAAUCUCUCUCCACAUUCUUCAUCAACUGUUGUCAAUGCUGCUCCUGUUGCAAUGGAUGGGGUAAUACUACGGAUUCUCCACCUUAUGCUGACGAAUUCCGCCAUCAUCGCCAAUCUUGGCGGUGCUUAUGCUGUUACUGUGGACCAUGGAAAAAAGGAGAUCGAGUUUCAGCGUCAGAACCUCAACUGUCACCACCACCGCCGACUGUACUUCCUUCAAUGAGGGUUCGAUUCGAGAAUCAGGUUUUCGAGAUGGAGGGAAAUGAUCAUAUUUCUCGACGGAGAGUAAUGGGUGCAAGAUUCAGAGAUGAGGUGGAUGCGAAGAUUAUGGGUGCCAGUCGAGAUGAUCCGGUGAUGAUCGAAAGGAAGCUUAAUGAAGGCGACGUCCAGAAGGGGAAGGAAGAGGACGAACUGAGUGAUUCUUCUGACACUUUCACGAUUGAACCAAAUUUGCGGUUUGCUCGCCAAUUGCCUAAAUAA